UGCAGGGCUGCGUUGCAUUGCCUGCCUUUUCUUCACGUUCAUUGAUACCUAGGUCCUCUAAGUUUCAGUAUUCUAGCUCAGCGAUGGCGGCAUUGUGCGUCAGACGUCCUUUCUAGACCACGUUCAGCCUGCAUCUCCUUGUUAUGGCACUCUCCAAGCUCCAUUAUGGGCACUUGCCUGUAGUAUCUCCUCCUAGCUGCCCAUGUAGUAACGUCUAUACCAAGACCCGUGCAAGUUGGAAUGUGUUUGCCCAAUUCCCCGUCACUACGCCUGGGCUUCUCUGCAUUUUGAAAAGCUGCAGCAAGGACGAGUCAACGCUGGUUGUUGAACACCAGCGAGGUCUGCAUUGGGGGCAGCGAAGCUGGUGCGCAGCUGCAGGGCGUCUUGCUGGGGAUACUGCAGUUCUGGUCGACACAAGGGAAACAGAUGGGUCACUUCAAGAGCUACAAUUGCCUCACAUUGAUGAUGGUACGCCGGAGUCUGAUCCCUUCAAGAAGGGGCAAAGUCGAGGGCGUGGAUCCCUGAAAGAGGCAUGGGAGAGGAAGCGCGCGCUGCGGCAGAGCCUGCGGGAGGCGGGCGUGCAAGCUGCGCCCACAGAGAAGCUGCUGCGCUCCACAAGAAGGGUAGGCGACCAUGCGCGGGCCAGGCUGCAAUUCUGGGAGCUGGAGGGACCCCACGUGGGGGCGGGGGGCGGGGCAGCGGUGGAGGGGCAUCCCUGGCUGCUGACGUGCGACUACCACGAGAUGCUGGCCAUCCGAGGCUGCCUGCUGGCGCAUGGGGUCUCCCUCCGCCGCAAUGCCAAGCUCCUGAAGUACGCCCUGGAACACGGGCCCAACAACGUGGAGCGCCUGUUGUUGCUGCUGGAGGAGCUGGGCGUGUCGGACAUCACUCGCGUGGUGCACACCUACCCCAGGCUGCUUGGGCUGCGGUCGGAGGACGUUGCGGCCAAGGUGGCGUUCUUGCGUGACCUGGGCUUGGACGCAUGUCGCUUGGGCCAGCUGUUCCAGUCCCAGCCGCGCUUCAUCUACCCCAGCCUCGCAACCAUGCAAAGCAAAGUGGCCUUCCUGGUGUCCAUGGGCUUCAGCCAGGCUCAAGCGGCGGUGGUCAUCUCGCGCUACCCCCUCGCUCUUGGCUGCGACCUGCACUCCCACUUCCCCCGCAUCCAGCAACUCUUCGAGGAGUACGGCUUCUCGCACGCCGACUUUCUGUACGUGGUGGAGCGGUCCCCGGGCGUGCUGCUGAGCCGCGUGGACGCCAACCUGCGGCCCAAGCUGGCCUUCUUCCGCGCGCGCGGCCUCUCCCCGCUGCAGCUGGUGGCCAUGGUCAAGGCCUACCCGACGCUGCUCGGGAAGAACCUGCACUCCGCGCUGCAGCCCAAGGUGGAGUACCUGGUGGGCCCGAUGGAGCGCGACAUCAGCGAGCUGGUGGUGUACGCGGCGGUGCUGGGGUACAGCAUGGCGCGGCUGCGGCGGCGGCAGGAGGCGGUGGCGCAGUACGGCAUCACGUGCAGCCUGUCCACCAUGCUCAGCCGCACCGACGCGCAGUUCGCGCAGUUCAUCGCGCGCGUCAGCCGGCAGACGUACGAGGCCAAGAUGGCGGGCGUGCGGCGCGUGCACCAGCAGCAGCAGCAGCAGCAGCCGCAGCGGCGGAGCGCGCUGGACCGGGUGGCGCUCGCGGACUUUGAGCUGCCCGUGUACAAGAUGCACCGCGGGGACGGCCAGCUCAAGUGGCCGGCACGGUAGCUGCACACUGCUUGGAUGCCGAGGACACGCGCCCCUUGUACAGACUCAUCUGCGUUGAACACGAGUUGACGGGAACAGAGCCCACUCUUAACGGUAGUUGCACGGCUUGUUGAGGACUGGGUUCCAUUUCUGCUUGAUGGCACUGAUAAAAAAGAAGAGCGUUUGCCAAGCCAACCAAAAGUCGCAAGCGGAGACGGGUUAGGUGACUGUACGCAAAAACGUGCAUGCUCCAACAAUCACAGUGAACGUGAUGAGAUCGAGCUAUAUGCUCAAGGCCGCUGUGAUCAUGAUAAAUUGACUUUUUCAUGACGCGUGAGAG
Klebsormidium nitens is the source of this 2061-nucleotide messenger RNA. Lineage: Eukaryota; Viridiplantae; Streptophyta; Klebsormidiophyceae; Klebsormidiales; Klebsormidiaceae. The record is from the annotation of a GenBank genome assembly.